AUGCACCCCACACCAUUAACCCAUUUUAACUAUGAUGUUAUUUAUUUUCCAUUAUUUAUAGCAAAACUAAGUAGUAAUCGAGAUUUACUAACACUUAAUGAUUCAUCAUUAUCGAAUGAUCAUGUCAGUACUACACGUUCAUUGAGUCUAUUGCGUACAGAACAUAUUUUUUUUCCACCAACCCUAAGUAAAUCAUAUUAUGAACAACAUUCCUUGUCACAAAAAUUCAAACAACAAAAUGAUUUACAAAUACAACAGCAAGAGGAUCAACAAUAUUUCGUUGGAAGUAAAAGGAAAACGAAAAUUUCCAAUGGUUUACGUAUUGAAGCUGAAACUGCAUUACACUUAGCGUUACGUUUGAUUGUCGAAAAUAAAUUAGAUAAAGCGCGAAGAUUAUUUGAACAUUCAUUAACAUUAGAUCCACUCAACAGUGAAAUAUUGGUAGAAUAUGGACAAUUCCUUGAAAGACAUCAUAACGAUUUAUUACAGGCUGAACAUUAUUAUACUCGUGCUUUGACAACUCAUCCUACACAUCGUCGUGCAUUAGAAAAUAAACGUCGUUGUCUACCGUUAGUAGAAGAAAUUGAUCAAAAAACAUUUCAAUUUAUUGAUCAAUUGUUAGCAGAAUUUUAUCGUAUACCGGAUACUAAUCCAUAUUUGAGACGAGCAAAACGAGAUGCCUAUUAUUUACAUAUUUAUCAUUCAAAUGCUAUUGAAGGUAAUACACUGAAUUUACGUGAAACACGUCAUAUUGUCGAAACUCGUAUGGCUGUUGGCGGUAAAAGUUUACAAGAACAACAAGAAGUUUUAGGAUUAGAUUUAGCUUUACAAUAUGUUAAUUGUACUUUGGUGAAUCGUUUGGGAGCGAUUACGAAACAAGAUAUUUUAGAAAUACAUCGACGAGUUUUAGGCUUUGUUGAUCCAGUGGAAGCCGGCAAAUUACGUCAACAUCAAGUUUUUGUUGGAUCAUUUACACCACCAAAAUACACGGAAGUUGAGCUGUAUUUAGACGAUCUUUUAAAAUGGUUAAACUCUGAUGUAGACACUCAUGAUUUACAUGCCAUUGAACUCGCUGCACUCGUCCACUAUCGUUUUGUUUACAUUCAUCCAUUUAUUGAUGGUAAUGGUCGAACUGGUCGUCUACUCAUGAAUCUGAUCUUGAUGAGAUCUGGUUUUCCACCUGUAAUCAUCAAAAAAUCUGAACGUUUAGUUUACUACGCUUAUUUGGAUUUGGCUAAUGAUGGCGAUAUUCGACCGUUUAUUCGUUUUAUAGCAAAAUGUACCGAGCGGACAUUGAAUGAAUUUAUUCGAUAUUCCCAUCCAACCAAAGGACAAGGUGUUUCAACACAAGAAUUAUUGUUGAAUGAGGAUAGUUUUGACGACGAUUUGGGCUUAGAUUCGACUGAAGAAAGAGUCAUUGUAGUUUAG
Didymodactylos carnosus is the source of this 1428-nucleotide messenger RNA. The record is from the annotation of a GenBank genome assembly. Lineage: Eukaryota; Metazoa; Rotifera; Eurotatoria; Philodinida; Philodinidae.